AUGGAUCACCCUCGCGGCAUCAAGCGCAAACGACCUGAGGUCAGCCCCGAAACCAAAUUUGGCACGAAACUGUUUCACACAAUCAAAGAGGUCCAACAAACGGCCAAGAAAGCACGAAGCUUUGAAACCCAGCGCGUCGUCAAGAAGAUCAACCGUCUCAAGAAUGCGGCAGACGACGAUGCGCGUAGUAACCUAUCGGCCGAGUUAACAGAGCUCAAAGCUGUGGACACACCAGCAUUCGCUUCUGCCACCCUCCGAGCUCGACUACUCAAGGACUCCCACAUUUGCUCCAAUGACGCCGUCCGCAUAGCAAUAGAGUCUCAAUUGCCUAUUUCCUCAGCUAUAUCCAGAUCUUUAGAAGCAGAGAGGGUUCGAAAUCGAAUUGCAAGCAAUCGAACCUUUGCCAAAGUGCUGGGUGAUGCUGUCUCAAGUUUGCGUGCUAUAUUGGUGCCUCCAACGGAAACGGAGUCACAGGACCUGAGCAAAGCGCCCAACAAUGAAGAUGAACAAGACGAUGAACAAGAAGAGAGCACAGAACGAAGUGACGUUGAAGAUGACACUGACCGUGGUACAGAAUCGGCUAUUGGAGAGGAAGAACAAGAGGAGCAGGCAGAUGAUGGUUGGGAAUCGGGCAGCGUCCAUUCUGACGGAGACUCUGACGAGGAGGACUUGGAUAAUGCUCCGCCGCCAUCCAAAAAAGCAAAACCUGCUGUCUCAAGCAAGGCCAAAACGCCGUCAGCACCGACACAGUCACAAUUUCUCCCUUCACUAGCUGUGGGCUACAUCCCCGGCUCAGACUCCGAUGGUGACGAUAUUGAUGAAAUUGAUACUGGCCGCAAGAAUCGACGCGGUCAACGAGCCAGGCGAGCAAUCUGGGAGAAAAAAUACGGGAGGGGAGCUAAUCAUAAGAAGAAGGAAGCGGCAGAGGCGCAGGCGAAAAUGCAAAAGAAAGCAAAUCGGAUGAUGAAGUCGUCGAGGGACAAUGGCAGACUCAGCUCAAAACCAUGGCAAAAGCAACAACCUCCUCACUACAAUCAUCCUCCUCAUCAUCCUCCGGCCACAGUAACAAAACCAGCACCACAAACACCAGCCGCGGGUUUACACCCUUCUUGGGCAGCGAAGCGGGCGUUGAAGGAAAAGGGGGCUACAGGGAUCGUACCCAGUCAGGGCAAGAAGAUUGUUUUCGACUAG
Mycena indigotica is the source of this 1191-nucleotide messenger RNA. RefSeq lists its product as uncharacterized. The transcript is spliced from 6 exons. Bases 1 to 1191 code for a protein of 396 amino acids. NCBI's taxonomy places the organism in Eukaryota, Fungi, Basidiomycota, Agaricomycetes, Agaricales, Mycenaceae. Gene Ontology annotation, cellular component: 90S preribosome; nucleus. Gene Ontology annotation, biological process: maturation of SSU-rRNA. The record is from RefSeq and is a predicted model, not a curated record.